GAUGGGUUGUAAAGCUGAUGAAGAAAAGCCUUUAAAAUCAAAGUCAACUUUGGGAGGAGGAAAGAGCACUUGAUUGCUCCAUGAGCAUUUGGUAGAAUUGACUUUAUUGCCAAAUUUUUUGCUCAAAAUUAGAUUGUAGUUCAACUAGUUCAGUACACUAGUGUGCCAAGAAGAAUAUUGUAAAUUGGUCAAAUGAUUGUAUAGGGAGACUUCUGAAGUGAUACAUUUAAAAGUAUUUUUGCAUUUGUAAAACUUUAAAUUACCUAACUAAAGAUGGGAGGAGCAGUUAGUGCUGGAGUUGACAAUGAUGAUUUGGUGGACAACCUGAAGGCUGCAAGUUACAUAAAAACUCCUCUAGUAGAACGCAUUUUUCGUGCUGUUGACAGAGGGGAUUAUUUUACUGCAGAACAUAGAGAACAGGCAUAUCGAGACAAUGCAUGGAAGAAAGGAAAUCUGCAUUUAUCUGCACCUUGUAUAUAUGCCAAGGUGAUGGAAAGCUUGCAGCUUGCUCCUGGGCAUUCUUUCCUUAAUUUGGGAUCAGGCACAGGAUAUCUUUCAACCAUGGCUGGAUUAAUCAUAGGUCCAUAUGGAAUCAAUCACGGUGUUGAACUUCAUGCUGACGUCCUUGCUUAUGGACUUGAUCGAUUGGAGGAUUUCAAAAAGACAUCAGCAUUGGAUGCAUUUUCUUUUUGUACCCCACAAUUUGUGCAAGGUAACUGCCUCUGUUUACCACCUGACAUCCGUAUGUAUGAUCGUGUUUACUGUGGAGCUUCCUGUCCAGAGACACAUGAAAAUUACAUGAAAGGCCUCAUUAAAGAAGGUGGUGUUUUAGUAAUGCCACUUAAUGAUCAACUAGUAAAGAUAAAACGGACUGGACCAACUACUUGGGAGACAGUCUCUUUGUUGCCAGUAUCUUUCUCAUCACUUGUAAUGCCUGAUGCAUCUCAUCCUCCUGCUAGCGUUCCUCUUCCUGAAGUAGAACUUCUAGAUCUUCAGGACAUGUGCCGUCAAGAAGUACGCUCUAUCUUGAGAGACAACAUUAAUUUUGAACACCCAGAGUUAGCCACUGCAGCAAACCGACCUGUCCAGAAGCCUCGCUCUCGCUGUAGGCAACAGUUUCCUGGUGUAUUUGUUCCUUAUAUGCCAGUUCCUUUUUAUGAAUCUGAAGAUGAAACUGGUUUGACGUCAGAUGAGAACAUGGAGGAUACUAGAGAAAAUUUGAUAACAUUUGGUUCUCCACGACAUAAUCAGUUAACAACAGUGAUUGAAUUUGCUCAAAGUCUAGCUGGACAAAGGUUACUUGAAAGAGAAUUACAGAAUAUAAGACACCGGAAUCAGCAAGAUGAUGACACUGCAAAGAAAGACGAUGAGGAGGAGGAAGAGGAGGAUGAGGACUCGCCAGAUAGUGCUAGCUCAGAUAGUGAUGAUGAAAAACAGGAAAGUGAAGUAGAAGGUGAAGGUAAGGGCAGCAAAGGACCUGAUUUAAGUGUUCCUCUGCCUAGAAUUUUCCUCAAGAAAGGAAAGGUAAGUAAGGAGCCACAAGAGAUAAAGGAAGAUCCUGCACCAAGUAAUGGGGAAGCUACAACCUCAGCAUCUACAGUGCCUCAGUCUGAUCCUAUACCAAUGACUUCCACUCCAGUUAUGCCAGUCAAGUCUAACAAGAAACGUGAAAAGUUCGACAGUGGUGUUGGUGAUGAAAUUGAGAAUGGGAAAGGGCCAAGUUCUGAAGAAUCUGAUCAGGGUGAAGAAGGUGAUGUUGAAAUGGAUUUAGAUUCUACUGACUCAGAUUUCUCAGAUGGCUCACCCUCAAGACCCAGAUUGAGGAAUAGAACACGAAACAAAGUUUCUCGUCUUCUUGACCCAGAUGAUCCCGAUUGCCUUUGUGGGGGACAUUGCAGUGAUUCAUGGAAGGAGAGGAAAGAUGAAGAAACAAAAGAGGAUGGAGAAAGUCAAAGUAGUGCUUCACCACCAUCCGAGACUUAUUCAACAUACAUGAGAGAAAAGAUUGGGCAGUUGCCACUUCCUCAGGCACUCAAGUUGUACCUGAAUUAUUAUCGAGAAUUGUAAGGGGUUUUGAAAGGGGAUGACCUUACCUUCCCUUUAAUUGUUUAUAUACUAUCCUUAGGGCUUAUUUUCUUACAGUAUACAAAUUUAGUCCUUGUUCGUAAAUAGGAAAUACAUAUACAGUAAAUAUAUACAAAUCUAUAUACAUAUAACAUUUUCACAUCCAUUAAGGUGGUUGUGUGAAUCAUUAAGCCUAACUAUUUAUGCUUUAAUUUAGGAUAAUAGGUUUUUGUAUUUAGACUUGAACCAUUAAUAUCUGUGAUUGUUGAUUGGUUAUCAGUAAUGAUUGCUGUUAAACUUACAGUGAACCUCAUCAGGAGGUAAAAUUUUGAAAAGAAAUUUAUCGUUUCAGAACUUUUAAUUCCAUGUAUUUAAUAAGAGUACAAAAUUGGUGGGUAUUGAAUUUUUAUUCAUUAAAAGAAAUCAUUAUAAUUACUUUGUAAUAUUUUCUUUAACUAUCAAGUAGGUCUUGUAAGUUUUUUUUCUUUUUUUACCAGAUUACAUACUGAAACCAACAUAGAGAAAUGUGUAGAUAUAAAUUUAAGUGAUAGAUGUGUUCUAUUUGGCAAAUAGAACCAUGCAAGAGCUUUUAUUUUGUGAUAGUUUGCUUAUCAAGGGGCAUAAAUACUCCAUUAGUAUGUAUGGUGGGGAUCAAAAGAAAUUUUUGUAAUUUUGUUGUUUUAGAAUAUUGCCAGUGUGUGUUCUAUAGUUCUUGCAGCCUUGAAGCUAGUGUGACCAACUUAACAGUUUUCAUUUUAUAUUUUCUUUUUGUGAUGGAAUGGAAUUCCAUUUUCAAGUUGACAUUACAGUAAUAGAUUUAUAAAACUGAGGACUGAAAGUGAGAACAUUUUUUUUAUUUUGUUUUGAACCAUAAAAUAUAAAAUAAAAAAUAUAUAUUUAAA
Macrobrachium nipponense is the source of this 2966-nucleotide messenger RNA. Its product is annotated as protein-L-isoaspartate O-methyltransferase domain-containing protein 1-like. The record is from RefSeq and is a predicted model, not a curated record. Gene Ontology annotation, cellular component: cytoplasm. The coding region runs from base 274 to 2067 and encodes 597 amino acids. Gene Ontology annotation, molecular function: protein-L-isoaspartate (D-aspartate) O-methyltransferase activity. Gene Ontology annotation, biological process: protein modification process. Lineage: Eukaryota; Metazoa; Arthropoda; Malacostraca; Decapoda; Palaemonidae. The transcript is spliced from 6 exons.